Molecule: messenger RNA, 1344 nt
Organism: Scedosporium apiospermum
Lineage: Eukaryota; Fungi; Ascomycota; Sordariomycetes; Microascales; Microascaceae
Exons: 4
Coding region: 1-1344 (447 amino acids)
Source: RefSeq, a predicted model, not a curated record
AUGAAUAGACUCACCCAACUCGUCAGCCACUUUUGUGGAAUCGAUGACACACUGAUUCAGCAGCCGGCUGGUCUUCGUUCGGACUUUACCAGCAGAUCGGACGAAGAAAUUGCGGACGAGAUCAUAGAGCUCUUGAAGGACACCGAAAAGAAUGGACAGGAAUUGAGAAAACAGGUGGAUAAGUCCAUUGGUCCCCAAGGAUGGACUGAGAGUAUCGCAAAGCGAGUUCUCGAACGCCUGGUCGAUCUGAUCAUGAACAGCCGUGAAAAGCUAGGUCAGGCCUUUUCCGAGGCCAUCGACACGGCCGAAGCCGCAGCGAAAGCGUGCUUCUCUUUUGCUCAGGACCAUCCUGAGAUUGUUGCAGGGCUUUUGAUCAUAGUUGCAGUGGGUGUACUGGUGCUCAUGGCUCCCUGGACCGUUGAGGCCCUCGGCUUUGGUGAACUUGGGCCUGUGGCCGAUACGUUCGCAGCAUGGUGGGAAUCCACCUAUGCAGGCGUCUACUGGACCUCUUACCAGAAGCCCAUCGUUCCCACAGGCUUGCCACAGCUCCCUCCCCCCGAGCUUAAACUGUUGACUCGACACGAGGCUCAGAGGAAACUUCUCAACUUGAUAGAGAUGGUUCCUCCCUAUUGGUUCAACGAAUUCCGGGCCCAGGACAUCAUCGGACUUUUGAAAGCAUUCAAGCGAUGCAAUCGCAAUAUUGAUAAUCCCAGGAACCAGCCACUCAACCAGGAUAUCAGAAGGAUGCUGCAGGCGAUACCUGUCGUAAAGCCCCCUGUCUAUGAUAUGUGGGCUGGCCUUAUUUCUUGCUGGGAUGCGCGGAUCAAUUGGUUUCCCUGGCUCUUUCUCAACAGGAUCAAUGCCAACAAGUGGUCCAAUAUGGUUGGCCUGAACCCUGGCCGGGACGACGCCGACCCUGAUAUCCUCUACGGGCCGGCCGAAGAGUUCAUCUCAUGGAUGGAGCACGAUAACCACUUCCGAUCGUUUUCUGAUGACAACAGAUCCGCCCCGCCUCUUGCCAACGAUGCGGCGGAAGACCUCCGAGACCUGUUUCGUGCCAUCGUAGUCACGGAAGUUACAGCAGUGGAGAUUAGUUGGCGCCUCCCAGUCGACCUCGAUAAGUCUCCCGAGGAAAUUCGGACGAUGCUCGCUCAGCCAAUCCAGCCAUGGUCUGCUGCAGAGGACGGUCAGCAGGAGGAGAAAAUCGUGACGACUCCCGAAACCACAAUCAUAGCCCCUACUCCGUCGAUGGAAGAAAUCGAGACGCAGGCUUAUAGUGCAGAUUGGCCUCUUCGCAAGGUUGUUUCGGGACUGACGGACAAGGUGGUCUUUCAGGAGAGGUAG